CCCUGCUCCGCGGAGGCUUCUGGUCCUCCCCAUUGACACACAUCCCAUCUUACCACUCGGCGGGCAGCUAGGACUGGAAGGAAACUACAACCCCCAGCAUGCCGCGCGCGGGGCGCAAUGCGUCGUUGCAAUGUCUUGCGCGGCUCGCUGGGAGUCGUAGUUCGCGCGUGCGCCUUUGCCUGGACUCCUCUUCCCAGAAGUCCCCGGGCGUCGUCCUCCUCGUCCUCCAGGCUGCCCGCGUUCGGCUGGAGUCCGCUCGCGGCCGUCGCCAUGCUACCCGUCGCAGUCCUCCGCCGCCCCGGCCUGCGUUCCCUCGUACGCCAGGCCCGCUCUUACGCCGAGGCCGCCGCUGCUCCGGCCCCGGCUGCGGGCCCGGGACAGAUGUCCUUCACCUUCGCCUCACCCACGCAGGUGUUUUUCAACGGUGCCAACGUCCGACAAGUGGAUGUGCCCACGCAGACAGGAGCCUUUGGCAUCCUUGCGGCCCACGUGCCCACCCUGCAGGUCCUGCGGCCAGGGCUGGUUGUUGUCCAUGCUGAGGAUGGCACCACCUCCAAAUACUUCGUGAGCAGUGGUUCCGUCACCGUGAAUGCUGAUUCCUCAGUCCAGUUGCUGGCCGAAGAGGCCGUGACGCUGGACAUGCUGGAUGUGGGGGCAGCCAAGGUGAACUUGGAGAAGGCGCAGUCGGAGCUGUCAGGGGCAGCAGAUGAGGCCUCCAGGGCUGAGAUCCAAAUCCGCAUCGAGGCCAACGAGGCCCUGGUGAAAGCUCUUGAGUAGGCGGUGCGUGGCCCUUGCCAGCAGGGAAACCGAGGCCCAGAACUGGGCAGAGGAUGUCCUGGGCAGGCUGAACCAGCUCACGCGGGUCCAGUCUGACGGUGGGGGGGGGGGGGGGGGGGAGGAAGGUCAGCAAGCCGCCUAAAGGGGUUCGUUCUCCUGUGGAGGAAGCGGUCUUGCCAGAGAAGGCCGCCAGGGGGCAGCACGGUUCUAGUUUUCUGCCAAGAGAGCUAACCCGUCAAACCCAGGAAACAGGCUCCUUGCCAGGGCUGGCAGGCCUGGUGGCUGGGGGUGAGCCCAGAGACCUGCUCUGCUUUUUGAGGGGGGGCUGUGUGUACCCCCCCACCAUGGGCUCUCUUCCCACCUUCCAGCCCCCUCCCUCCCAGCCUGAUGUGCCACCCGCCAUCCCUCUGACUCUGUAGACCCUGCCGUGGAGACUUCAGCUCCCAGUCACCUCUGUGGGACAGCCUGCCCCCGGCUUGAGCCCCCCAUUAAAAACCAGGGACCUGA
Molecule: messenger RNA, 1284 nt
Organism: Leptonychotes weddellii (Weddell seal)
Lineage: Eukaryota; Metazoa; Chordata; Mammalia; Carnivora; Phocidae
Gene: ATP5F1D
Product: ATP synthase F1 subunit delta
Biological process (GO): proton motive force-driven ATP synthesis
Molecular function (GO): proton-transporting ATP synthase activity, rotational mechanism
Source: RefSeq, a predicted model, not a curated record